Symbiodinium natans is the source of this 3318-nucleotide messenger RNA. The record is from the annotation of a GenBank genome assembly. NCBI's taxonomy places the organism in Eukaryota, Dinophyceae, Suessiales, Symbiodiniaceae.
AUGGCUGACUUUGCCAUCCAAAGCCAUGGCUAUGUGGGUCCUGUCGGUACCUGCUGCAGCCUCUCUGUCGAGCUGGGAACUCAUCGCGCGCACGUGCUGCUUGUGGCUGUAGGUGCUGAUCUUCACGCGCUAUCGUCCCCUGCAGGCGCGAGUGCCGCUUCGCACUUCGUUGACAGCGCCUCCGAGCUGCGCUUCCUGCUGGGCACCUGCCAUGUGCACGGCCUCUGCCCAAAGGAGCUUGGACCGCCGGGUCCUCGCUGUGUGGUGGCCUUCGGGCCACACGCGUUGCGGCUCUUCGAGGUGACACAAAGCCCCCAGGAUGGCGUGGCGAUGAAGGCUUGCGGCGACGUGGUGCGCUUGCCAGACUGGCCUUUGGAUGUGGCCUGGCUACCCAAGCAGUUUUUGGGAGACUUGGUGGUGGCCUACGGCCGCGUCUUCCUGGAGAUCUGGCGGCUGGGGGACGAGGGACCGAGACGACAGAGGAGAUUGGCCGGCCCUGCCGAGGUUUCCUUCCUCUACUCGGCUUCACUGCAGCUGCUGCCCAUCGCCACGGACUCCGGCAUGCGAUGCGCCGGGGGAACCUUCGACGGCUUUGCAGUGCUGUGGACGGUGCCACAUUCGGCCUGCACCGAGCUUGCGCACGUGCAGCUGUCUGGGCACGAGGGCGCCAUCUUCAGGACGCGGCUCUUCCUGGAUGCGACGGCCCUUCUUACGGCCUCGGACGACCGAACUGUGCGACUCUGGGUGGAGGAGGGGUCGCCCCUCCUGCGUGGAGCUGUCGGGAGCCUGCGGACGAAGGUUCCCAGCCAGCCUUCGCCCGGCUGGCGCUGCGUGGCGAUCUGCCGAGGCCAUGGCUGCCGGGUCUGGGACGCCGUGCUGGCGCCCAUAGGGGGGCCAAGUUUGGGCAUCGUGUCAGCUUCUGAGGACUCCAUCGUGCGAGUCUUCUCCUUGGAAGGGGUGUUGCUAAGAGAGCUUCAGGGGCACCAGACGCGCGGUGUCCGGUGCUUGGAGGUCGUGGUGGAGCCCAUGGCCUGGGCUUCCACCGCCUUUGCCCAGGCUGACCUGGCCGUCAUCUCCGGCGGCGAGGAUGGGGCGGUGAAGCUGUGGCCCCUCUGUGACCUCGGCAUCCCGGAAGGUGAUGGCUCUUCGAAAGCUGGGUACCCCGCCAAGCACGCUUGCAGCAAGUUGUGGCAUGUACCGCAGGCAGAGGACUGGAUUCGGGAAGUGGCGCUGCUUUCCCACAGCGAGGCCCUGGUGGCCACCAAUUUUGGCAAGAUCUACCGCUUGCUGCUGUGUGCAGAGGAUGCUAAGGAUGCUGGCGAGCAGGUGCCAGCCCGUCUGCUCUUUGACGAGCCCGGCGUCUGUUUCACUUGCAUGGGCGUGGGUACUUCCACGCAUGUGUGGACAGGCUGCGCGGAUGGCCGCGCCCUGUUCCUCUGCAUUGAAACAGAUGCGGGCAGCAAAUGGGUCGAAGCCUUCCGGCAGUACCGCGUCAGUGCUGCGUUUGGUGGGGGUGAAGGGCAGGGGCUUCUAGCAGAUCACGCCGGCCACGUGCAGCUCUGGAGGGGCGCUGGCUCGGAGUCGCCCUCGCGGCUUGGAGAAGUGAAGCUGGCAGCUCCCAGGAGGGGUGACAAGGACCAGCGCCAGCGCCUGCUGUGUGCUGAGUUCCUCCCUCUCGACGGCGGCGGCCCUUCCUGGCUUGUGGGAGAUGAGCACGGCAUCCUCCAUCUCGUCAACUUGCCUGGGCCAUGUCUCUCCCAUCGAGGCCAUGAAGGGAAAGUGCUCUGCCUGAGGCGCCUUCCAGUGAGCAGGGAGUUCCUUUCCGCAGGGUCUGACGGUACGGUGGUGCACCAUCGCCUGGACCAGGAGGGCUGGACACAGCUCGCAACGCACCGGCUGGGAUGUGGCUUAAGGCACUUGGCCCACCUUUCGCUUCUGUCCCCCGAUUUCUCCGGCCCUGGCAUCCCUCCACUGCUUGUGGGUGCAUUUCAGAGCGCAGACUUCGUGCUCUGGAACGCAGGGGCCGGGCUGGAGAUCUGGCGCAGGCGCUGUGGCGGCGCCAAGCGGCCAAAUGGCCUCAUAGCGGACGAAGCCGCGCACACCUUCGUCUUCUCAUCGGCGUCCAAGACCCUGGAGAUCCAUUCGACCUACGCUUCGCCUGCUGUCUCGGGCUCUUCAGAUGCGCACGAACCCGGAGUCGUGGCCCCAAAAGGGCUGCGGCAGCCCCUGCAUGGACGCGAGAUUCACAGCACUUGCUGGCUGCGCCCGCCAUCUGAGGGACGACCUGGUCUGCUGGCGACGGCCUCCGAAGACACCAGCCUUCGACUGCUGAGCGCCGGCCGCGACGUGGCGCCGACCCCCGAGUCGGCCUCCGUGCGCUUCCCGGGCGCGGUGCGGGCGCUGGCGGCUGCCAAAGUCGUGGUGGCGGGACAGGAGAGCUGCCUGCUGCUGUCUGGAGGUGCCAAAGGUGUCCUCCAGGCCCACAUGGUGGAGGGUGCCGCGUCCCUCCGCCGCGUCUGGUCCACGUCGCUGGCGGAGGAUGCAGCGGCUGCAGAUCAUGUGGCCGAGGAGGAGGACGGAGGGGCGCGCCUUGAGGAGCGGGUGAUGGCCAUCGGCUGCGUGACCCUGGAGGCCUCUCUUCUGGUCUGCGCCGCCGCUUCCAGCGGCUUGCUCCGUUCCUGGCGCUUGCGGUUUGGCCCUGCCGGGUCAAUCGAGGGAGACUUCCUGCAGCGGCAGCGUGCUGCCGACACCACCGCCUUGUGUGCGGAGUGCUUCCUGGAGCAAGGCUUUGCCGGGGUCCUUGUGGGCAGCGCCGACGGCAAGCUGGCAGCGGCGGGCCUGGCCGAGUCCGAGCCACUGCUGCGGACGCAACUUCAUGACGCCGGGCUGAAUCACCUGGCGCUCCGCGUGCUUCGCUCCGAUGUGGAGUUGGUGCAGCUCUUGCUCCUCACUGCCGGCGACGACCAUCGGGUUGCCCUCUGUCGCCUGGACUUCGCCAUCUCGCGAGCGCCCUCGCCCGGCGCGCCCAGGGCGGUUUCAUGCGCACUGGCCAUGAGCCGACGGGUGGACUGCGCACACACGUCUGCGGCGCGCGCCGUGGGCUGGGCGGGGCCCUGGGCAUUGAGCCUGGGCUUGGAUCGGCGCCUGCGUGUCUGGGAGGCUCUUGAGGACAGCUGCGCGUUGACGGAAAGAGCAGCCCAGGUCGUGAGCUGCAGCGAGCCGGAAGCCCUGGCUGUGACUGCCGGUGGACUGCUGGCUCUGGCUGGCCGAGGUGUGGAGGUCUCCUCGAUCUUGGUGGAUGGGCUGCGUCCAGAUUGA